Molecule: messenger RNA, 1014 nt
Organism: Cyphomyrmex costatus
Lineage: Eukaryota; Metazoa; Arthropoda; Insecta; Hymenoptera; Formicidae
Product: nucleolar protein of 40 kDa
Exons: 2
Coding region: 112-888 (258 amino acids)
Biological process (GO): RNA stabilization
Molecular function (GO): RNA binding; zinc ion binding
Source: RefSeq, a predicted model, not a curated record
GAUAGAAAUCUAACCUAUAUAUUAGCGUGCGCAAUUUUUCUUUCUAUUGAUUUUACACUUGUUGAAACGUCAUCACUCGCAUAUGGAUGCUCCUUCGAUGAGAAAUUAAAGAUGACGAAAUGUGAAUUAAAUCAGAUAUUUCUGGGUGAAAUCGCGUCCGUACAAAAUUAUGGAGCUUUUAUUAGAAUACCAGGUACUUCGCAGCAAGGCUUAAUACACCGUUCGCAGGUAAGCACAGCUCAUGUCGACAAUGUUGCAGAGGUCUUGCAAAAGGGUGAACGAGUCUGGUGUAAGGUGAUCUCGGUUGGAGAAGACGGCAAGGUAGGGCUGUCCAUGAAACAUGUGAAUCAGGGAAAUGGUACGGAUCUAGACCCCAACGGGGUGGAGCUGCAAAGAGAUGCACAACGGAAAAGAAACCCAGGAAUGACUCAGCACAAGGCCAUACAGUUGGAAGCUGUAUUAAAUACCACAUGUACCAAAUGCGGGACCAAGGGACACUUGUCUAAGGACUGCUUCAUGUCUCCUGAUGGUAAGAAGUAUGAACUAAUCCCAGAGAUCGAAGAGGAGAGUGUCCCAGAACCAGAUAGUAAAAACAUUGAGAAAAAGGCGGAGAAGAAACACAAAUCGAAAAAGAAGAAAAAAAAGUCAAAAAGGAGCAAACAGUCUACUGACAACGGUGAUACAGAAGACAAGGAGAUAAGCAAGAGGAAGAAAAAGAAAUUUUCCAAAGAACGCAAGAAGCAUAAAAAGAAAUACAACAGCAGUUCGAGCGACUCCUCUGAUAGCUCAUCAUCUGACGACCUAAAAUCUCACAAACGGAAACAUCCAGAUACUCACGAAACUCGCACCAAAAAAUGCAAACAUUCGAAAACCAAACAUUCAAAUUGAUUAUUCCAGUUCUUUCUUUUUUAGAUAUAAUUUAGUUUCAGUAUACCUUGCAUUACAAAUAACUUGUAUAUAAAAUAAUAUACUUAAUAAGGCUGUAAAUCGUUUCAAAUGCUCAAAUUAAAGUCU